Messenger RNA from Xenopus laevis (African clawed frog), 3088 nucleotides. Its product is annotated as tubulin monoglycylase TTLL3-like. Lineage: Eukaryota; Metazoa; Chordata; Amphibia; Anura; Pipidae. The transcript is spliced from 16 exons. The record is from RefSeq and is a predicted model, not a curated record. Bases 214 to 2352 code for a protein of 712 amino acids.
GUGACAAUACCAAAAGGUUGACUUUUAUGGCUGCUUGUGCCCUACUCACAGGACCUAUGCUGAGGAACCACUAUGACUCUAAUGAACCAACAGAGUACAAAGCAGAACUAGCAAACAAAUUAUGCUGGACGGUGGGUGCUGGAUCAGAAAAUCAAAUAACAAAAUCAAAUAACAAAAUCAAAUAACAAAAUCAAAUUACAUCUACAUUCUACAAUGAACACUUUAACGAAAAGACUUUGGAAAUGUAUUUCUUAUUGCUUUCCAUUUCGUAAAAAGAAACCUAAUGACAAUGCUGUUGAAGAAAUUGAGAUCAAACAGGAAUCACUAGAAAAACAACCUAUUGAAGCUAAUAGUGAAAGAGAAACGAGUUAUGAAGUUAAUAGUGAAAGAGAAACAACUAUUGAAGCUAAUAGUGAAAGAGAAACGAGUUAUGAAGUUAAUAGUGAAAGAGAAACAACUAUUGAAGCUAAUAGUGAAAUAGAAACAAGUUAUGAAGUUAAUAGCGAAAGAGAAACAACUGUUGAAGCUAAUAGUGAAAUAGAAACGAGUAAUGAAGUUAAUAGCGAAAGAGAAACAACUGUUGAAGCUAAGAGGAAAAGAGAAACUACUACUAAAGCUCAUAGGAAAAGAAAGGCGGCUAACAAAUCUAAGAGUACAAGAAAAACUGCUAAGAAGCCUAAUGUUUCACCUGAACGGGAUAAAUUGUACUGUGACGAAUGUGUAUCCAGACAGAAGAGAUGCUUCGAAGACCAGGUUAAAACAUCAAUUGUGAAAAAGAAAGUUUUCUGGACUGACUUUAAAAGAUCCAAUGACUUCGAGAGAGGCCUAUUAAGUAGAGGAUGGGUGAAGAAAAUUGCCCCCACCUUCAAUGCUGGUCCCAAGAAAACUGUAUUUCGUGACCCAACAUAUGGACAUAAGAUUAUAAGUCGUUAUGACAUACAACCCAACCUCAUCCUGACACGCCAAAGAAUUGAACUCCAUCUUCUGAAAGAGGAUCAGAUAACCAAUCACUUUUGCAGAGUGCACGCCACAAGCAAGAGUGGUCUGUGCAAAGUAUUAAGGCAAUGGUGUUUGUCGUGUGAUGCGAAUCCACACACUUUCUUCCCUCGUUGCUACAUGUUUAGUAAGAUAAAUGAAAAACAAGCAUUCAUUGAUGACUUUACCAUGACUGCGGCUUGUGGUAUCCUAAAAUGGGUUUUGAGAACCAAUGGGAAGUCUUUGCAAGAUGAAGUUAUUCCCAGCCGGAAAGAAAAGGAAGAAAAAACGGCUAUUUGCAUGUCAGAUGCUAAAAUAAACAAUCAUGGCCCUGCAAGAAUUGUUCCAGAAGAUAUUAUAGUAACAGCCCUUGUGGCUUGCCAGUUUCAUCUGUACGACUUGACACAUGAGGAUGAAGACGACAUAAUAUGUGCCGGGAUAGUUGAUAGAAAACAUUUCAUAAGUGACUACUAUCAGGUUAUGCAUCAUGGUGCGCACAUACAGAAUUCAGACAAGUAUGUUGAUUACUGCCACCAAUUGUUAUGUAAGCUGAGAAGAGUGAACCCACAGCUAGAUAUAGAUGGAGAAAAAAACAUCUGGAUUUCAAAACCAAGAAAUUUAUCUAGAGGAAGAGGGAUACGUUGCAGAAAUGAUCUGAAAGACAUAUGUUCCUUGGGAAGGGAAUGGGUGGUUGAAAAGUACAUAGAGAGGCCACUUCUUGUAUAUGGAACCAAAUUUGAUCUCCGUCAGCAUUUCCUCAUAACGGACUGGUACCCCUUAACUAUCUGGUUCUAUAAGCACAGUUUCCUCCGUUUCUCAUCUCAGCCCUUCACGCUGGAGAGUUUAGAUACCGCCACCCAUGUAUGUAAUUACGCCAUACAGAAAAAAUUAAAGAAUGCACCAAAUCGUCACCCCAACCUGCCUGAAGAAAACAUGUGGCACAGUGACGAAUUCAAAGAGUAUCUUUGUACAAUCGGAAAAGAGCAAGUCUGGGAUUCAAUCAUUAUACCAGGGAUGAAGAAAGCCCUCAUUCAUACAAUGAAGGCCACUCGGGAAAAUGUGAAGUACAGGAAAAACAGUUUUGACCUUUUUGGUUCAGAUUUUCUGUUUGGAGAAAACUUCCAGCCCUGGCUACUUGAGAUACAAUACAAACCUGGCAUAACCAAAGACACGUCAGUAAUGUGGAAAAUUGUUCCACCAAUGGUAGAGGACAUGCUACGUGUGGUGAUUGAUUACAAGGAUGACCCUAACUGUAAUGUGGGAGGAUUUGAACUUAUAUAUAAACAGGCAAAUUAUACUGGAAAUGUGUCACGGUCAGCACCCAACACCAGAACAGAUGCCAGGCACCCUGGUCUCGGCUCGUACUUCACCAGUUAAGUGACCGCCUUUGGCCUCGGGAGGAGCCCUCAGCUUACUCAGAUGCCACCUGGACUUAACGAGAGGUGCAAGGCGUAAGUUCUGGCUGGCAAUGGGGCACGACUGUUUACAAGGAUGCUGGAAGAUAGGAAGCCACCAGGAACAGGUAGGCCGGGCCAGCACAAGCAGUAGGAAUCGUCAGGCAGGCAAGGGUCGAAACCAGGUUAUCAAUCGGAAGGAUUCAGCAUGAGAGUAGUAGAGACUCAGGCAAAGGUCAGGAUUGGAGAGAUCAGCGUAGUAAGCAAGCAGGUAUGGGUCAAACACGAAGGAUCAAUCAGGAUUCACAACAAUAAGCUCCCAGUAACAACAAGCUCAUUGAACCUACAACGGGCAAUGAGCUAAUACUAAAAAUCCCCUUUUAUACAUUUGAAUUUCCGCGCCAAUGCACGAUGGCGCAAUCACGUCAGCGCGCCUGCGCCUUUAUGAAUUGCCCUAGAGGACCGGAACCAGCAUGGAGCAGGGAGCAACGCGGUAUGGACCCCGCUGCCGCUAGACCACCAGGAUUAGUGCCUUACGAAAUGGGAUUCUCAGUAAAGAAAAAACAUUUAGAGAUCUGAAGAUAACAACCAUCUCUGAUCCAUAACAGGUGGCUAGUGGGAUGAGUCUUGGAGGAAGGAAUAGUCCAACCAACCAUUUCCUUUUGAUGCCUAUUUUUUUCUUUGUUAUACCUUUUUUAAAAUAAAAAUUAUUUCCUUAA